AUGCCGUUUACGCCCCCUCCGGGCUCAAAUAAGGAUCCAAAUUCAGCAGUACUGCAUCGGCAAAACAGUUCUGAUUUGUUUGAUAUCCAGUUUGAGGAUUCUCUGGAAGCUGCAUUGGAAUCUCUGCAAAUUAACAGCACUGGAAGCAUUAACGGUGAGAAUAUUGAAAUGAAAAGUCUACAACAUACAAAUGAUGAACCGGGCGGUCAAACCGAUACCGAUCCGCUCAUGAACGGCGAUGAAAACCGUUUGCAUAGUCGGUUCGUCGAAAGUCGGCAUAACUCGUCCAGAAACAGGAAUUCAGGCAAUGCGUCUUUGGGAGCCAGACUUUGGAAUUUUGUCAAGGCAUCAAAAGGUAACAAUUCAUCAUCUACUUACAAUUCCACUGGUGGAGUCAUUCAAAUCAAAAAUCAGCAGCUCGAUCGCGAAAUUCAUCCAGGUACCACCCCCAUUUAUGAUCGAAACAAGUAUGCACCCAACGCUAUCAGCAAUGCCCGAUACAGCCCGAUUUCAUUUAUCCCGAUCAUACUGUAUGAACAGUUCAAGUUCUUUUUCAACCUCUAUUUUCUGGUGGUGGCUCUUUCGCAAGCAAUUCCACCACUGCGGAUUGGCUAUUUGUCUUCCUACAUCGUGCCUCUAGCGUUCGUCUUGACGGUAACCAUGAGUAAAGAAGCUCUUGACGACAUUCAGAGAAGACGAAGGGAUAAUGAGUCGAACAAUGAGCUUUAUGAAGUCUUGAGCACUGCUCAACUUGUUCCUAGCAAAGACUUGAAAGUAGGGGACCUCAUUAAGAUCGGCAAAGGAGCCAGGGCUCCCGCAGACCUGGUGUUACUCCAGUCCAGUGAAGCCUCUGGCGAAAUUUUCAUAAAGACUGAUCAGCUAGAUGGUGAGACGGACUGGAAACUCCGACUAGCUUGUCCUUUGACCCAACAUUUGUCUCAGGACGACCUCCUGAAUAGAAUUUCCAUCACAGCAUCGGUGCCUGAGCCUUCUAUUGGAAACUUCUUGGGGAAACUCACCUUUAACAAUUCCCAGAGUCAACCUCUUUCCGUCGACAACACUAUGUGGGCGAACACUGUUUUUGCCUCGACAGGAACAUCAAUAGCAUGUGUUGUGUACACUGGCACUGAUACGCGGCAAGCACUGAACACUACAACAUCAAGCGUAAAGACGGGUCUUCUGGAGCUUGAAAUAAACAGCUUAUCCAAAAUACUAUGUGUGUGCGUCUUCAUUCUAUCAAUCACGCUGGUGGCUUUGGCAGGGUUGGACAACCAGGACUGGUAUCUAGACACUAUGAGAUACUUGAUCCUGUUUUCCACCAUUAUUCCAGUAUCACUGCGAGUUAACUUGGACUUGGGGAAGUCCGUUUAUGCUCAUCAGAUAGAAAACGAUAAAACCAUUCCCGAGACUGUGGUUAGGACAAGCACAAUACCUGAGGAUCUUGGCCGUGUAGAAUAUUUGCUCAGUGACAAGACGGGAACAUUAACCCAAAAUGAUAUGGAAUUGAAGAAACUCCAUUUAGGCACAGUCUCAUAUACCUUAGAGACUAUGGAUAUUGUUACAGACUACGUGAGCUCCAUGCCUCUUCAUUCAGAUUCCUCCGUAGUAACUGGCGGAGUAAAGCGGGACAUGCCUACAAGAGUUCGGGAUCUGAUAUCUGCACUUGCUCUUUGCCAUCAGGUCACUCCAACCUUUGAAGACGGUGAUUUAACGUAUCAAGCCGCUUCCCCCGAUGAGAUCGCAAUUGUCAAGUUCUCGGAAUCUGUGGGGCUCACGCUUUUCAAGAGGGAUCGCCAUUCGAUAACUCUGUUGCAUGAUCAGUCGGGAACAUUUUUCGAAUACGAUAUUAAACAAGUCUUUCCUUUCAAUUCAGAUAACAAGAGGAUGGGUAUCAUCAUAUUUGACAAGCAGAGGCAAGAUUUUUGGUUUUUACAAAAAGGUGCUGACGUGGUCAUGGCUAAAAUUGUUCAAAGCAAUGAUUGGUUAGAGGAAGAGACCGGAAACCUUGCUCGCGAAGGUCUCAGGACGCUGGUUGUAGGCCGCAAAAAACUGUCCAAGAAAACUUUCGACCUGUUCGACAAAGAAUAUAAAGAAGCUUCGCUUAAUAUGCUCAAUAGAGAAGCUUCCAUGAGCGCAGUAGUUGGCAAGCAUUUGGAACAUAACCUCGAAAUUCUAGGAUUGACUGGUGUGGAAGAUAAGCUACAAGAAGAUGUCAAAUCUUCUAUCGAACUUUUGCGUAAUGCGGGUAUCAAGAUCUGGAUGCUUACAGGCGACAAGGUAGAAACGGCUCGCUGUGUUUCUAUUAGCGCUAAGCUAGUCUCGAGAGGCCAAUAUGUCCACGCGAUAACAAAGCUCAACCAGUCAGAAGGUGCUCUCAAUCAGUUGGAACUUCUAAAAGUUAAUAAGAAUGCCUGUCUAUUGAUCGAUGGGGAGUCUUUAGGUUUCUACCUCGAUCAUUACAGACAAGAUUUCUUUGACUCUGUCGUCCACCUGCCGGCAGUCAUUGCCUGUCGUUGCACUCCACAGCAGAAGGCUGAUGUAGCUACCUUUAUCCGAGAAAUUACUGGCAAAAGAGUAUGCUGCAUAGGUGACGGUGGAAAUGAUGUUAGUAUGAUUAGAUCUGCUGAUGUUGGUAUCGGUAUCGUUGGCAAAGAAGGUAAGCAAGCUUCUCUAGCGGCUGACUUUUCAAUAACGCAGUUUAGCUUUCUUUCCACUCUGCUACUUUGGCAUGGGCGAAACUCCUACAAGCGGUCUGCGAAACUGGCUCAAUUUGUUAUCCACAGAGGUCUCAUAAUCUCUGUGUGUCAAGCAGUAUUCUCGAUAUGCUCAAAGUUUGAACCGAUCGCGUUAUAUCAAGGUUGGCUCAUGGUGGGUUACGCCACGCUCUACACCAUGGCUCCAGUCUUUUCUUUGACACUGGAUCGCGAUAUUGAUCAAUCUCUCACCAAAACUUAUCCAGAAUUGUACAAAGAAUUAACAGCGGGCAAAAGUUUGUCAUACAAAACAUUUUUCGUUUGGGUGGCUCUGUCACUUUUUCAAGGGUGCAUUAUUCAGGGUCUAUCUCAAGGGUUAACAAGUCUGUACGAAGUGGACUAUAUGCGCUUGGUUGCAUUGAGUUUUACUGCUUUGGUUCUUAACGAGUUGAUCAUGGUUGCGAUUGAAGUUUACACAUGGAAUAAGGCGAUGAUCCUCUCCGAGCUUGUGACAUUUAUUAUUUUCGUGGGUUCAGUGCCAUUCCUCCAAGAUUACUUUGAUUUAUCUUUCAUGGUCAAGCCAAUAUUCUAUGGAAAACUUGCUACUAUACUCGGACUUUCUAUCAUACCAGUUUGGGCCGCUAAAGCCUUACACAGGAGGCUAAACCCUCCUAGUUACGCCAAAGUUCAGCAGUUUUACUUUAGUGCAUAG
Messenger RNA from Lachancea lanzarotensis, 3405 nucleotides. RefSeq names its product LALA0S08e02894g1_1 (gene NEO1). NCBI's taxonomy places the organism in Eukaryota, Fungi, Ascomycota, Saccharomycetes, Saccharomycetales, Saccharomycetaceae. The record is from RefSeq and is a predicted model, not a curated record. The transcript has a single exon. Gene Ontology annotation, molecular function: ATP binding; ATPase-coupled intramembrane lipid carrier activity; magnesium ion binding. The coding region runs from base 1 to 3405 and encodes 1134 amino acids. Gene Ontology annotation, biological process: phospholipid translocation; endocytosis; retrograde vesicle-mediated transport, Golgi to endoplasmic reticulum. Gene Ontology annotation, cellular component: endosome; trans-Golgi network; plasma membrane.